AUGUCGGGUCUCAACGCAGACAAUAUCACGCAGCGAGAGCAGUCCAACCGUGCCUAUGCCAACUGCGUUGACGAGAACCUUCACGAAGUCGUAUCUGCAUGGUUCCUCGGCCCUCAGGCUGAGAACAGCGAUAUCUUGGGGGGUCUUUUUGCUGAGGCGGUCGCACUUCAAAAGGCCUCUCGCCUCGCCUACCAUCCAGAAGAUGGCGCCUUCAUCACGCCCGCUAUACGCGCGUCGGAGGCGUUCAAUCAAGAAAGUACGGAUUUACAGACACAGGUUCGCAAGACGAUCACAUACCUGUACAAAUUCUCCGUCCCGUUCUUCUCUCAACGCUACGCCGGACACAUGUCGUUCGAGACCAGCCUUCCGGGCAUCCUCGGCAUGGCGUCAACGCUCCUCUGCAAUCCGAACAAUGUCGCCUACGAGGCUAGUCCGGUCACCACCGAGAUCGAGCUGCGCGUCGGCCGGGAGAUGUGCAGGAUGCUCGGCUACAAAGUCGUACCCGAAUCGACUAGGCAGGAGGAACUUGAGGGCCCCAAAAACGACCUUGAAGGAUGGGGUCAUAUCGCAUGCGACGGCACCGUCGCCAACCUUGAGUCUAUCUGGUCUGCACGUAACCUCAAGUACUACCCGUUGUCGUUGAGAGAUGCGAUGAAGAAAGAACUUGCGUUCAUCGCCUCCACGUUCAAGGUUCCUCUCCCGAAGACAGGCGAGGAUGCGUUGUUCUCAGGACUUGACCUCUGGCAGCUGUUGAACCUCCCGGCGACCACGAUCCUCGACAUUCCCAACCGGCUUCACGAGCAGUUCGGGAUCACGCCGACAUACCUUGACGAGGUCCUGUAUGACUACCUCGUCCAGUCGCGCGGAAAGCAGGCACUCGAGACCGAGUGGCAGAUGGCGCACUCCCCUUCCUACUUCAUCUCUGCUACGAAGCACUACUCAUGGCCGAAGGGCGCAGCCAUUGCGGGGCUCGGCGCUGAAUAUAUGCGCGAGGUUCCAGUCGACCAUAACGCACGGCUCGACAUUGGUGAACUAACCAAGCGCUUGGACCAGUGCCUCGCCGAAAAGAAGCCCGUGUUCGCUGUGGUCGGCAUCAUUGGUUCCACCGAGGAAGGCGCCGUCGACCCGCUCGACAAGAUCCUCGACCUUCGCGACGCGUACGAGAAAAAGGGCUUGUGCUUCCUCGUGCACGCCGAUGCGGCCUGGGGCGGCUACUUCGCGUCGAUGAUCCGCAAACCCUCGCCGAAGAAGACACCGUACGGGAUCUACCCGGAGCCAUCACGUGACUUUGUACCCAGCUCGACACUCAGGAAGUCGACUGUCGACCAGUUUCAUGCGCUCGCGCGAACGGACUCCAUCACGAUCGAUCCACACAAGGCGGGCUAUAUCCCGUACCCCGCGGGCGGGCUGUGUUACCGGGACGGCCGUCUCAAGUCGCUGCUGACCUGGUCUGCCCCAUAUCUCGCGCAGAAAGCCUCGGGCGAGAGCAUCGGCAUCUACGGUGUGGAAGGAAGCAAACCUGGCGCACCCGCUGUUGCUACUGCCCUGCAUCACAAGGUCGUCGGUCUGCACGAUAGGGGUCACGGAGCGCUUCUGGGCGAGGCCUCGUGGUCCUGCCGUCGGAUCUCUGCGCAUUGGGGAGCCAUGUCAACGGAGAAGGACGACUUCAUUGUCGUGCCCUUCAACCCCCUCCCCGCUGAGAAGGAUGGUCCGGUAGCUCUUGCCCAACAAAAGGAAUACAUCCGCACAAACAUCCUGGGUAAGCUCAACGAAGACAUCGUCACGAAUGAGGCGGCGAAAGACCUGCUCUGCCAACUUGGCUCCGAUCUCAACAUCAACGUAUUCGCGUGCAACUUCCGCAUCAACGGCAAGGUGAACGAGGACGUGGAGGAAGCCAACUACCUGAACAACUCCAUCUUCCAUCGACUCUCGAUCACCGCUCCCAACAUCUUGCCGGAGACUAUCCCGAUGUUCCUAUCCUCAACGACGUUCGAGUACGAGCACUAUGGAGAGUGCGUGCAACACUACAAGGAGCGCCUGGGGCUCGAGAAGGACUCGCAACAGGACCUGUUUGUACUCCGCAACGUGGUGAUGACCCCGUUCCAGACGGCAGGCGGGUUUGUCCAGACCAUCGCCGAUACUUUCCAGAGUGUGCUGGUUGAGGAAAUGCAGAACGUCGUGGCUCGCAACACCAUCACGCCCCAGCCGCACACUUUCGUGAUGCAGGGCAUCGACGGCAACGGAAACGCGGCCCUGACUUAUCGUCCGUACUUCUACAAUGCCAAUGGACGCUUCCAGCUUGUCGUCAUCGCCCAUGUCGAGAACAUCGAGGGAAACACUCUGGACCUUCUCCCAUGCGACCUCGUGACGGAUUCAAAGCCUGGCAUGACCAUUGACGAGAUUUGUCUCCCCGGCAACGUUUUCGAGGCCACCACAUAUAGACGCGGUUAUGACAGUGAGGGAAUUGAACACCCGGUCAAGAUUGGUCGCGUCACAGUGUCCGACGUCCGGGUGAUCAAGAAACGCGCCCUUGACUCACGCUACCGCGAGCGCAAGUACCCCGACGCAUUCGUGCCGUUCUAUUUCUACGGUAGCGGGAACAAUUACUUCGUCGACCACAUGCUGCUGAGGGCUCCCAAUGGGCAACUCUCCGCGCAGGUCAGCAUCGACUUCGCAUCCACCAUCCCGUCCGACGCUCUCGAAAAGGGUCUCCUGCUCACCGUCGACCGCUCCGACGCCGCUAUGCAACCCGCCGACCAGGACUCCACCGCGUGGUUCAAGGAGGGCGCCGAGUUCGCGGUCAAGGUCUACGUCGAUCCCAACCCUACGGACGCGUACGGCCCCGGUCUCGUCAACGUCAUCGCGCCCAACAAGCCCGCACCUAUUGCGCGCGGCAAGAUGAUCUUGGGCAAGCCGGUGAUUGACUUGCAGCGGUUGAAUAGGCAGGACUUCACGACGGACACGUCCGCGAUGCGUCGUAUGGUUAGUUUCACUUCUCGGGCCGCACACCCGCAGACGAAGUUGGAGUGGCGUCAGGCCGUCACCUCGAUGUUCGACGAGUAGCCGCAAGAAGAGUCAGGUCGGUUCGAGGGGCGUACGUUUUGUAAUUGUACGAUAUGUUGUUUCUUGCGCGGCGAAUGCCCUCAAACUCCCGAAGUUGUAUCAUCAUUUCCAGUCUCAUUCGCCCGACGGGUUGAACGCUAGUCUCAAUAUACCGAGUCACAAGGUUGAGCACGACGUCCUUAUUCUCUGAGUUGUAGGAUAC
Molecule: messenger RNA, 3265 nt
Organism: Dichomitus squalens LYAD-421 SS1
Lineage: Eukaryota; Fungi; Basidiomycota; Agaricomycetes; Polyporales; Polyporaceae
Product: PLP-dependent transferase
Exons: 8
Coding region: 1-3063 (1020 amino acids)
Biological process (GO): carboxylic acid metabolic process
Molecular function (GO): carbon-carbon lyase activity; pyridoxal phosphate binding
Source: RefSeq, a predicted model, not a curated record